CCAAAUACUUGCCACUCGAUUUCCGAACCUGAUGGUUGUUGGGACAUAAUAUUUUGCACUUAACAACAAAGCAUAAAUUAAAAAACAAAAAUAAAAUCACACAACUAAACCAAAAAGGGCAUCUUUUAGUAUUAAAUUUAUUUAAAAAAAAAAUUAAAUUAUUUGUAAUCUCUCAAUGGAAAUUAAAUGAGAGAUAUAAAGAGAGAGAAAGAGAUUGAGUUGUCAUCCAUAAAAUUGGCGGUAAAACGAUUUCAUUUGUUACGAAUGAGAUAUGCCCAAGUAUUUGAAACAAAGUGAUAGUAAACUAUCUCAAAAGUGUUGUUGACAUCGAUUUAUAAAUUAUGUUAAUUAAUAAGAAACACACAGUUUAGUGAGAAUCUUGCCAUUAUAGUUCCUACGCAUCAUAGUUCCUAUAAAUUUAUUUAAUUAGAAAUUAAGACUUAAUUUAUUACCUAUAAACAUCGUUUUAGUUUAGAUAAAUUUAUUACACAACAAUCUUUUAAAAAUGCUGCAUGAAGUUUUGAUACUUUGUAUCUUUUCCAUAAGCGGGUUCAUGCCAAGAAUGUCAGCAAUCACUCACAUGGUCAGCCGAGAUGAGUGGGGGGCCAGACCGCCAAAAUUGGUUGAGAAAUUUAAUGGCCCAGCACCGUUUGUCAUCAUCCAUCAUUCGUAUCUGCCGCCUGCAUGCUUUACGACACCAGAAUGCAUACAGGCCAUGCGAACUAUGCAGGAGUUCCAUCAAAUCGGACGUGGCUGGAAUGAUAUUGGUUAUAGCUUUGCAAUUGGUGGCGAUGGACAGAUUUAUUAUGGCCGAGGAUUUAACGUGGUUGGAGCUCAUGCACCAAGAUACAACGACAAAAGUGUCGGAAUUUGCUUGAUUGGCGAUUGGAGAACCAAACUCCCACCAACAAAUAUGCUACUAGCUGCAAAGGACUUGAUUGGAUUUGGCAUAGAAAAAGGAUAUAUCGAUAAAAGUUUUAAAUUGCUUGGUCAUCGGCAAGUUCGUGACACAGAAUGUCCUGGUGAUAGACUUUUUGCUGAGAUAUCGUCUUGGCCAAACUUUGCUUUAAGCCCCAAUGCAACGGAAAAUGAUAUUCAUCCAGUUUGAAAACAAAAACAAAACAAAAAAAGAUGAAUAUAAAUUAAAUUUAUUUAUAAACUUUGCAAUCUAAAUAUUUAUGCUAAAGAAUGUAUCUACCUAAACCAGCAAUGAAAGUUUGGAAAAAUAUAUUAUUUUGGAAUAUGAUUGAGAAAGUUGACAAUUUUAUCAUGACAAAGUUUCAAUUCUGGAAAAUAAACUCAUCCCUAUCAAUAAACUGAUAAUAAAA
Messenger RNA from Episyrphus balteatus (marmalade hoverfly), 1328 nucleotides. RefSeq names its product peptidoglycan-recognition protein LB (gene PGRP-LB). Gene Ontology annotation, molecular function: N-acetylmuramoyl-L-alanine amidase activity; zinc ion binding; peptidoglycan binding. The transcript has 4 exons. The record is from RefSeq and is a predicted model, not a curated record. Gene Ontology annotation, biological process: peptidoglycan catabolic process; innate immune response. Bases 506 to 1108 code for a protein of 200 amino acids. NCBI's taxonomy places the organism in Eukaryota, Metazoa, Arthropoda, Insecta, Diptera, Syrphidae.